Molecule: messenger RNA, 504 nt
Organism: Dentiscutata heterogama
Lineage: Eukaryota; Fungi; Glomeromycota; Glomeromycetes; Diversisporales; Gigasporaceae
Source: the annotation of a GenBank genome assembly
AUGCCUCGCAAAGAUCAUCAUAAAAAAACUCAAAAUAAACUUAAUGUGAAGCUUCGUUCAGACAAUAUAGAUUUGAAUAGAGACGAGAUCUUUGCGAAAUAUUAUGAAUUAGAAAAUUCUAAGCUUAACAAAUUGAAAACUCAAAUUGAAUCACUAAUUUCCAAAAUUAACCGAUUAGAAAAUGAUAAAAAUUUAUAUCAAACUGAAAACAAUAAACUUAAAGAAGAAUUACAACACAUUGCCAGCAGAUAUGACGAUAAUAAAACAGAGCUUGAAAGAUAUUAUAAUGUUAUUCAAAGAACUAAUUAUGUAUUACAGGAAGUGUUCAGUUCUAAUGAAAUAGAAGACCUAUGUAAUAAAAUUGGAGAAAUUUGUGAUAAAGAUUUUGAAAAAAUAGCUGAGAUAGUUGAAGAUGGUAGAGAACAAUUUCUACCUUUAGCUCGAUCACGACGUUUUUAUGAUACAAACGAUAAAGAAUUUGAUACUAAUAAAUUUAAUUUUUAA